This is a messenger RNA of Hibiscus syriacus, 669 nucleotides long. RefSeq lists its product as uncharacterized. The transcript has a single exon. The coding region runs from base 1 to 669 and encodes 222 amino acids. NCBI's taxonomy places the organism in Eukaryota, Viridiplantae, Streptophyta, Magnoliopsida, Malvales, Malvaceae. The record is from RefSeq and is a predicted model, not a curated record.
AUGAUUGCUGGAUUCUGGGAGGCUGAAGUUCGAGCCCACUUUAGCUGGAUUCUAAAGAAGUUUUUGAAGCUUAGGGAGGUGGCGAGGUGUAUGUUUUUGCCUUCUGUUGACUGGAACCUAGUUAGAGACAAGUGGAUUUGGGAUAAGGUUCGGAUUUGCAGGGAUAAGGUCAGAUGGCACAAGAUCAUUUGGUUCCCUGCCCAUAUUCCUAAAUUUUCCCUUAUUUCCUGGAUGGCUAUCCUUGAUAGACUUUCUACCAAGGAUAGGCUGAUUCGGUUUGGAUUGACUAUGGAUGCUGAUUGUGUUGUGUGUGGGACUGGUUUGGAGUCCCGGGACCAUCUGUUUGCAGACUGUCCUUUCUCCAGGGAAGUAUGGAAUGCUGUUCUUAGCUCAUGUGGUUUUCGAUCUGUUAUGCUCAAUUGGGAUGAUCGCCUCAACUGGCUUAUUGAUAACUUGAGAGGCAAUUCCCUCCGUGUGCGGAUCCUCAAGCUUGCUUGGACUGCCUUCUUGUAUUAUAUCUGGGAGGAACGCAACUACAGAAGCUUCAGAGGUCUUUCUCGUUCUGUUGAUUGUAUUGUAAAUAGAAUCAGGGAAUCUGUUAAAAUCAAAUUGUAUAGUCACUGCAUGCAUAGGAUUGAUGAUGUUAAUAGGAGUCUGUGCAUAAGUUGA